This is a messenger RNA of Lottia gigantea (owl limpet), 1839 nucleotides long. RefSeq lists its product as hypothetical. Gene Ontology annotation, molecular function: protein binding. Lineage: Eukaryota; Metazoa; Mollusca; Gastropoda; Lottiidae. The transcript is spliced from 4 exons. The coding region runs from base 94 to 1359 and encodes 421 amino acids. The record is from RefSeq and is a predicted model, not a curated record.
AAUGGCGGGAGAUAAAGUCGACAAACAAACUUUGAAAUCUUUUUAUUGAACUUUCUGAAUUUCUCUUUGGCUUUCGGCGCCUUCUGUAUCAAAAUGAGAUUAACAUGUAAUGUUGAAAUAGUUAACAGACUGCUUCCCUCGUAUAAUAUGAAAAAACCAUCUGCUAAAGCCCAUUCCCAAAUCUCUCUUGGUAAAAAACCUGGGUCAUCAAGCAAAGAUUCUGCACUGUUUCUUAUGAUAUGUACCGCUAAAGAUAGAAAUGGCACUAAAAUAUUGGUAAAAGAUAAUAUUGAACAGUUUUUUGCUAAGUUUAUAAAUGAAGGUAAAGCUACAAUUAGAGUGAAAGAUCCACAGAAUGAUAUUUGUAUCAGUAAGGCUGACCCUCUACAGUUGAAGAACUUUCUGAAUUUGGUUCGAGCUGCUAGUCAAGGAAAGGAACUAGAUCGAGUUACACUCUCAGCAUUAGCUCCUGCAUCUGCUCGCAAUGUUGAAAAACCAAAAUCAAAAAUGGUGGUUCUUACACGUAAAGACUAUCCAAUUACAACCAAUUUUCCAAGUAGCCUAAUCCACUUACAGGUAUCUCAUUGUAAUAUGAAAAGAGUGGAUUCAAGAAUUCUCAACCUAAAAAAAUUACAAAUUCUGGAUUUAAGUGAGAAUUUGAUUCACCAAUUACCAGAAAAUUUUCAUAACCUUCCAAAGUUAAACACCAUACAUCUCAAUAAAAACCAAUUCACAGUAUUUCCAAUGGUGAUAUGUAAAAAGCCAAUGUGUACUAAUAUUGUUGCAUUAGAUCUUAGUGAUAACAAACUAACUAAAGUUCCACUAGAACUGUGUGAACUUCAAGCCUUACAUCAAUUAAAACUAGAUAGAAAUGAAAUAGAAUUGCUUCCACCAACUAUAGGUAAACUGGGUAGAUUAAAAGAGUUGAGUUGUGUUAAUAAUAAUCUAAAAACAUUACCUGCCAGUUUUAACAGAUUACAGUUGGAUUCUCUAGAUUUAUAUGGUAAUCCCUUUAAUCUCCCUGAUAGUGAUACAGUCUUAACUUCACAUCUAGAAUUCCCUACUCUAUUAGAGGUUGCUGCUAGAGCUAUCAGAAAAAUGAGAAUACCAUACAAUAGUGAAGAGAUAUUUGUGCAACUGUGUCAUUAUUUGGAUUCAGCCAGACAAUGUUGGUGUGGUAAUUUUUGUUUUCGAUGUUCAGCAAGAUUUAUUUGUCGUAUGGACUUACAUCAACUUGCUAAAACUGUCACAGGUUGGAACAGUUUAGGAGAAACUUUAGUUCCAGUGGAGGCUUUUCUCUGUUCACAGCAUUGUCUUAACAAAUUCCAGAAAAAUUCAAAGGCAUAUUGGAAGAAAUGAACUGCAGGUCAUCAUAGUGCUAAAUUCUUCAGUGUGAUUGUGACUCAUUGUCAUGUCAAUAUGUAUAUAUAUAAGUCAGAUCUCAUGUCAUAUUUAUUGUGAAUCAAUUUCUUCGUGUCCAUGCUUAUAUCUCAAUAUAUAUUCAUAGAUAAUUUACCUUCAAUGUGUCACACUGAUAUCAGAGAUGGUUCUGUAAAUAUUGAAGGAUAUUUCCUCACAAUCAUAUUGAUAAUGUUCUGUUUAGUGUUUAAUAUAUUUCUGGUUACACUUAAAAUGUUGAUGGAUCAAUAAAUUGGUUACUUGAUGGUAAUUAUAUCAUUAUUGUAUAUUAUUGACCAGUUUAUCAACUGAACGAUAUAUUUGGAAGGUUCAUGGGUCUGGCCUAUAAAACUAAUCUAGUUUGAUACAAGAAUGCAUUGUGACCACAGUCAGAUUUGAAUGGUAGUGUAAAGACCCAAUGUGCAUCAAUAAAAACAUUUU